AUGGCGCCUAAAGUUCUCGUCGUCUUAACUUCAUUCGGCUACAUCGAUAGCGCUAAGAGGGAGUCCGGCUGGUAUCUUCCUGAGUUCGCCCACCCGUACGAAGUCCUCUCCGGGAAAGGCGUUGAGAUCGUAACCGCGUCACCUAAGGGGGGUGUCGCACCGUUGGACCCAGCAUCAGUGGAGCAAUUCAAAUCAGAUGCUUCCUCGGUCUCGUUCCUCAAGACCAAGUCCGCGCUGUGGGAACAGACAGCCAAACUUUCCUCUUUCCUAGGGCGCUCAGGAGAAUUUGACGCGUUGUUUUAUCCGGGUGGAUACGGGCCCAUGUACGACUUAGCAACUGACAGCGAAUCCAUCGCGCUGAUUAAGGAGUUUGUUGCGGCAGGCAAGCCUGUCGCUGCAGUGUGCCACGGACCUGUCGUAUUUACGGGCGUCACAUUACCUGACGGCAAGCCUCUUCUCGCUGGAAAGAAGGCCACAGGCUUUAGUAAUGCCGAGGAGGGAGGUAUCGGCCUGCUCGAGCACUUGCCCUUCUCACUCGAGGACAAGAUGAAGGAGGUCGGUGCUGAGUACAAGAUAACAGAGAAGGUGUACGACCCAUUCGUGGUAGUUGAGGACGGCGGGAAGCUUAUUACAGGACAGAACCCUGCCAGCUCUGUAGGUGUUGGUGAAGCGCUUGCGAAGGCGAUUGGUGUUUAG
This is a messenger RNA of Daldinia childiae, 696 nucleotides long. Its product is annotated as putative chaperone protein HSP31. The transcript has 2 exons. Lineage: Eukaryota; Fungi; Ascomycota; Sordariomycetes; Xylariales; Hypoxylaceae. The record is from RefSeq and is a predicted model, not a curated record. Gene Ontology annotation, molecular function: glyoxalase III activity. The coding region runs from base 1 to 696 and encodes 231 amino acids.